Molecule: messenger RNA, 996 nt
Organism: Armigeres subalbatus
Lineage: Eukaryota; Metazoa; Arthropoda; Insecta; Diptera; Culicidae
Product: transmembrane protein 138
Exons: 5
Coding region: 1-486 (161 amino acids)
Cellular component (GO): cilium
Source: RefSeq, a predicted model, not a curated record
AUGGUUUACCGAUUUGAGGUUGUUUUAAGGAAAAAAUAUUUUGGUGCUACGCCGUCAAUAUUAACAAAAAGGUUAACCUACGCAGCACGAAUUAACUAUCUCCCCGGAUGUGGUCUGUUUAUCAUUAGUCGGGCUCAGGAUGUCUGCUUGAUUCUAUCGUUUACGGCUAUCAUCUUUAGUCUGUACUCAACUUAUGUAUAUCAGGCUGGCAUGGCACACCUCCUAUACGAAAAGUUUCGUGUCCCACUAUUGGUGGCAAUGACGUACUUUUUACUUUGCAUUACGUUGCAUAUCUGGCAAGUCGUUGACCACAACAAGUCUCCGUAUCUCUUCCAAUGGCCCAAAGCACUGACUGCUCUGUUCAUCAUACAAAGAUUGUUUUCCCCUCUUUACUACUACUUGUACAAGAGGUCUGCCCUAAAAAUGAGCGACCCACGGUUCUUCGAGAACUUGGACUGGAUCACUUCACAGCUGGCCAUAAAAUAAUUGAUUGAAUGUAAAUUUUAAAUUGCACUUGGAGAUUUGAGUUAACACUUCUAUUCCGAGCGGUCCAUAGAACCUCCUUGGGUUGGACCAAAGUUUAUGUUUCUGCAAACUUGUUAAGUUCAUGGGAUUCAAGAAAGAACUUUACAUGGCAGUCUGGCAGUAUUACAAAAAUAUAAAUCACAUAAUACUCCCAGUAAUGCUUAAACUUGGUGCUUACCGCGCCUGUAUUGCGCUAAAAAAAUGAAAACAUGUCUUAGAUAGUUUGUAGUUUCCCAUGAAAUAUUGAUGUCUCCAACUAUCGAAUUGAUGGUCACAUGUUUAUUUAGCAGGUGUGAUGGAUUUAAAUAAUCUUGUCCUAUUAGUGGUACAGCAAAAUAUGUUACAUCACAUAUCAUGAUAAAUACAUUAUUCAGAUGUUGCAAACAUUAUGCUUACAAUGAAUUAUUUUCAAUCACAAACAGUAUUUUUCCAAGUGAUUUUAAGACUAACCGCAGAACGUAUAAAAAUUUG